This is a messenger RNA of Toxotes jaculatrix (banded archerfish), 6585 nucleotides long. It is a transcript of the gene arhgef2a, whose product is annotated as Rho guanine nucleotide exchange factor (GEF) 1a. The coding region runs from base 182 to 2926 and encodes 914 amino acids. Gene Ontology annotation, molecular function: guanyl-nucleotide exchange factor activity; microtubule binding. The record is from RefSeq and is a predicted model, not a curated record. Gene Ontology annotation, biological process: regulation of Rho protein signal transduction; actin filament organization; positive regulation of neuron differentiation. Gene Ontology annotation, cellular component: cytoskeleton; ruffle membrane. The transcript is spliced from 23 exons. NCBI's taxonomy places the organism in Eukaryota, Metazoa, Chordata, Actinopteri, Toxotidae.
GCACAUUGCAGUUGGCCAGUGAGGAAAGAUUUUUUCUGUUUUUUUUCUCUUUGGUAGGGACCUGCAGCAUCCAGAGAGAAGAGAAGCUUCCAAACCUUAAUGCUGGAUAUCUGAAUUUCUCUGACUUCUGCUGACCGCCUUUUUGAAUCUGCCAUUGUGACAAAACAUAACAGCUGUCACAAUGUCAAGAGUUGCCAGUCUGUCGAAACUGCGACAAGAGAGGAUGAGGGAGAUCAACCUACGGAAUAAAGAAAGAGAGCGCAUGAGGGAGCGAGAGAAGGCAGCGAGGGAAAGGGAGGCACGUUACAGCAACGGUCACCUCUUCACCUCACUGACAGUAUCAGGAACCACACUCUGCACAGCAUGCAACAAGAGUAUUACCGCCAAGGAGGCACUCAGCUGCCCUACAUGCAAUGUCACCAUCCACAACCGCUGUCGAGACACUUUGCCAAACUGUGCCAAAAUGAAACUGAGGCAGCAGAAGACGGUCCUGUUGAGGAAUAACUCAGCCUUGCAGAAUGUCACACUUCGCAACAAAACUCCAGGAAUGCGUGAACGUCCAACUUCGGCCAUCUACCCUUCGGACAGCUUCAGACAGUCCCUGCUGGGAUCCCGGCGUGGUCGCUCCGGCCUAUCCCUGUCCAAGAGUGUCUCCACCAACAACAUUUCAGGGACCCUGAAUGACGACUCUCCCCUUGGGCUGCGCAGGAUCCUGUCCCAGUCCACAGACUCCCUCAGCUUCAGGACCAGAGCUAUGUCAGUGGAGUCCCUCAAUGAUGACGGAGACAACUACUAUACUUCAGUGUUGGAGGAGCUGGAGCUGGAGGGCCAGGACUUUAAAGCAGACUCCUGGAGCAUGGCCGUGGACAGCAGUUAUUUGCAGACACAUCGCAAAAAUGUCAUCAAGAGGCAGGAUGUCAUCUAUGAGUUGAUUCAGACAGAGGUGCACCACAUGCGAACGCUGCACAUCAUGGAACGGGUGUUUCGGCAAGGCAUGCUGGAGGAGCUUCAGCUGGAGUUCAGCACCGUGCAUGCCAUGUUUCCCUGCCUGGACCAGCUGAUCAGGAUACAUUCUCAUUUCCUGGCACAGCUGCUCUUGCGGCGCAACAACAGCCUGCAGUCCGGAUCCAGCCACAACUUCACCAUUCACCAGCUGGGGGACAUACUACUAGAGCAGUUCUCAGGCCAGUGUGCGGAUGACAUGAGGAAGACCUACGCUGAGUUCUGUAGCCGCCACUUAAAGGCUGUUAAGUUGUACAAGGAACUGCUGGCGAGAGACAAGAGGUUUCAGUGCUUUAUACGGCGGGUGAGUCGAGGACCCUUACUUCGUUGCCAUGGAGUUCAGGAGUGCAUCUUGUUGGUGACUCAGCGGAUCUCCAAGUAUCCUGUCCUUGUUCAGCGCAUUCUGGAAAACACCAUCGAGGAUGAAGAAGAAGCCUCCUUUCUGGCCCAGGCUCUCAUGAUGGUCAGAGAUCUUCUCAGUUCAAUAGACCAGCAGAUGGAGGAAUUGGAGAAAACACAACGGCUGCAAGAGAUCCAGGCCAAGUUGGACCCACGGGCUGAGGCCAGAGUAAGGGAUGGUGGACUUUUCAAGCCCGGAGAGUUGUUCCGCCGGAGACUUGUCCAUGAAGGGACCCUUUACUGGAAAACUCCAGGAUCAAGGCUCAAAGAUAUACAGGUCCUAUUGAUGACAGACAUUCUGGUGUUCCUGCAAGAGAAAGACCAGAGGUACAUCUUUCCAAAUAUGGACAAACCUCCAGUACUGUCCCUCCAGAACCUGAUAGUGAGGGAUAUAGCCAAUCAGGAGCGAGGCAUGUUCCUCAUCAGCGACUCCUCUCCUCCAGAGAUGUAUGAGUUCCACGCUGCCUCCAAGGAGGACAAGAAUGUCUGGAUACGCCACAUCCAGCGCACUGUCAGCAGGUGCCCUUCAAGAGAGGAGUUCCCCCUAAUAGAAACUGAACACAAGGCCCAUCUGAGGAGACUCAAAGCUGACAUCCAGCAGAAGGACCGGGAAAUGCUGGAGCUCCUGCAAGAGAGGGUGACUCUGUUCUGUGAGCUGGCAGAGGUGACAAGCGGUCAGGAGAGCCUACAGCCUGCCAUCACUCGUUACCUGUUCAGGGCAGACACGCCUCAAGCUCCCCGUGCAGAAAAACUCCUACUGGAUGCCACGGCUGAAGUGGACAGGUUGAGUGAGCUCCUCCUGGGCUCCAGUGUGGACAUCCCUCUUCUGUGUCAUCACAGCCACAUGGAGGUGGUAGAAACCUGUAAUCAGGAUCUGUUGGUCAAUGGAGCCCACGAUUUCUGUGCAGCAAAGGAAUGUAUGAGGAAUCAAGACAGGCAGCCACCCACGGAGAUCUGUCAGAGGCUGGUGAAUCUCAGCGUUUAUCUCCAUGCGCUCCAGGGUGCUGUCAUCAAACAAGACUCCAUCCUGGAGCUGCUGCUACAGCCACAGGACAGCACGGUGCCAGCCGCAGGAGGAGUGUGGCGCCCCCACUGGCGAGACGGUGGAAAUCGGGAGGCCAGUGUGGGGUCAACCAUCGGGGAGCUGGCUCUUUUGCAGAGACAACACAGCCUGCUGCAGGAAGAGCUGCUGAGGCUGCGAGAUGCCGAGAGCCGGUUCAAGGACAGCGAGAGGGCCCGGGCCAAGCUGGAGAGGCAGGUCCGACACAUGAAGGUCUGCAGCGUGGCUCCAUCUGCCUCCCAGGAACUGGGAGAGCAGGCUUCUCAGCCUGCGACUCUGCAACAACCUGUCAUAACCACUGCUGACGCCCCACGGGCCAGGCAAGAACCUGUCCGCCACCAGUCAGACGGUCUACAUGAUGGCAGUGAUUUGGAGGUAGACGUGACGUCAGAUGAUGAUGAUGAUGAUGAUGGGACAGCAUCUGAAAGCUCCAAAGAUCUUCAGGAUAUUCCAGAGGAGGUCUGAUCCUCAGCGUAUCUCACAGCACAGCACAUUUGAUUUUAAUAUAAACCCGACUGACUCCAACAAUGUCUAUAUUUUCUGCAAGUCUUAAUAUUUAUUUUAGCUGCUUGGCUUGGCUUGUGACAGUGAGUUGUUUUUAUUUUUCACUUAUGCUUUUGGAUUGUAUGGAUUUCCAUUAUUUAAUUCCGUCACUUGACUAAAGGGGUGUGGAAAAACAGAUAUUGCUAAUAUGGUCAAUAUGGCUGAUGGUUAGGGCUCCAGUUGUUUUCUACACAAGCAUCUGUAAUCUGUAACCCCCCUCCCCCCCCCCCUCUGUCACGAAAAUGUUAAAUGAUCCAAAACUGUACCACCUUACAAUAAUAGAAUUAUUUUGAAAUUCAGGUGUGGGGUAUUUGAUCCUAUGUGUAAUUAAUAACAAACAGUUUCGAUUGAAAACACAGACUCCAACCUCAACGCAACAAAUGCAGUGAAGGCUAACUGCAUGAACACGCCUAUAACAGAACCUGUGGACACCACAGCUGCCUCUAUUUUGGCCCGGGUUGUGUUUAAUGCGGCAUGGUUGCACAUGGUGAGGACCAUGAGACUUCAUAAAGAUGGAGAGGGUACAAGAGUAUCCGAAGCUGACGCACAGAUGCAGCAGUGGUUGGGAGCAGGGGCGUGCAGAGGAUGUUAGAGGGCCACGGGCCCUGUCUGUAGGCUGUUGCUGAUGAUGAGCAUACCCUACAAAAAUACAGUAGAAUGAAUGUUAUUAAAUUAUGCAGUUACUGUCUGUAUACCUACCAGAAGAAUCUUAAUGAUUUAUUAUCAGCUGUGAUCUUAGAUCUAUGGGCAGCAAGAAGGUUCUGGGUUUGAAUCCCCCAGUCAGCGUUUGCAUGUUGUCUCCCCAUGCUUGCCUGGAUUCUCCCCCAUCUUCCUCCCAUAGUCCCAAGACAUGCACACCAGGUGGCUGUCCAUUGGUUUUAAUGUGAACGUGGAUGUUUUGGUUUUGUUUUGUUUUUUGUCUUGUUGUAAUAAGUCAGCCCUGAGGGGUGGAAUCCUUCAUCAUUAGGGUUAAGAGUCUGUCAAGACUCCUAACUCUGAUGCAACUCAUCUCUUCACAAUAUGUAAGCAAUAUAAAUAUAACAGCGGGCAGCUCCAUUAAACAUGUAUGAACUAAUGUUACUGCUACUCUGCAUCAAGAAGAGGCUUUUCUUCCCCUCUCCUCUGAUUUUAGGCUCAAAGUAGCUUUUAUCAGUAUUUUUAUAACAAUAAAGGAGAAUGUGAAAACAAUGUGACAAUGUGAAAAGAACCACUCAUGAGAAUAAUCAGCUGAAUCUGCAGCUCCCCUUGGCUUUAUGGAGCUUUACAGUGAGUUUCAGUGCAUUGUUUAUCCACAACUUUGGGGUCAGGUUCACUCUCACCGCUCUCAUGGUGUUGUUUUCAGCUGGGUUCUUCUGGUAGACAUACCAUUCUCAGCAGCAAACGGCAGACAGACACAGUCAGAGAGCAGCUGGUGAACAUAGAGGAGUAUUUAGCAGCUAAAGAGCCAGGUAUUUCCCUCAGGAGCUGGUGGAGACCAAAAACAGAGUUAAAAAAAAAAAAACAUUUGAAUUUUGUGAGGGAAAAACUGCUUUUCGUGCUGCAAACCGAGCAAACUGUGUCUGUCUGUUUAUUAUCUGGCCCUUCACUAACUGUUGAUUCAAGUAUAAGAAGCAGAACACUGGCUAACUGUGGCCCCAGUUUGUGUCUCUCACACAUAUCUGCUGGUUGUGCUGGUGUUAGCAAGACUGACAAGGUGUCUGAUAAGGAAAGUUAUUGUGUAGUUUGAUAAGUACAUGAACAAGAUUCAUUCCUCUGUACCUGCAUGUGAACAAAACACAUGAGCCCAUGAUGGGCUGACAAAGAGUAUUGUCAAUUGUGAUAAACAGUAAUGUACUGACACUCCCCCACAGACACACACACACACACUGGGGAGACUCUUGUACAGAGCAGGUAUCCACACAGUGACUCAGAGGGCCACAAAUAUUCUUCUGGUGACUGUCAAAGCUCCACCAGACUCCCUGUCUCUCCAGCAGAGACGCAGAGAGCUAGUGGCUAGUUAUCUCUGACUCCCAUCUCUACAUCUAUACAUAGUCACGGGGCCACGCCUCCUACAGUUGUGCCUCUGUUGCCUUUUUUUAAAUAAGCUGGGAGGAGACGCUUCUAGCACAUUCUGAGGGCGUAGUGACCUUUCAAUGAUCCAGAUGCUGUCCCUGACAAACAGUCCUCCAAACAACAAAGUAUCAUUUCUCAUUGUCUCCUGUUUUCUGAUCAGUAGUCCAAAAACCAGUCCAGAGGUCAGUGCCUUCCGAAAUCGUUAGAAAUGACUGUUAUAAGAAUGAUUCAUGGGUUUUGGGUUUUUUUUUUUUUUAUCUGAUAUGCCACCACUAUGGUUUAGGUAGGCAAAGUGCUUGGUUAGUGGGGCUUAAGGAGGACAUCACUGACUGUUGGUAGGAAACAAACAGUGGUUUGGUAACAGACUUUGUUAUCCCAUUGUCUAAUUCAGCAAUCACUUGCAGAGGUUAUGCCAUAAUUCCAUAUUUGGACAUGAAUAAUGAAACUUGUGUUGAGAACUAAAGUCACACAACUAACUUUUGUUUAGUGAGGGCAACUUCCUACUGACACUGAACCAAGAUCCAGAUGAAAGGAACAAUCUUGGAGCGAGACGGUUCUUCUGUGGUUCCUUUGUUGUUCACACCUGUAGUUCACACACUUAUUGGAAUGAUGUCAAAGCAGCCACGUGACGAUGGACUCUUCAUGCUCCUCCUUCAUCGGUUUCAGAUGAAAUGAGUGUGUUGCUGCUUUUCUCUCUCUGAACAACCACUGCUGCUGCUGCAGACUCUGAAGCCAUAGCCGACUCCGAGGGGAUUUAAAAUGUAGUCAUCUUGGUUGGGUGUUUUGCAUGUUUUUCAACCUGUCUUCAUGAUCUGUCAACCUUUCUACUGGCUGCAAUAGAAAUAAGCUUUUAGCCUUAUUGUGUUCUAACUUUUAUUGAAUGUCAGCACUGGCUGAUUGCAGUCUGCUCUAUCUAUCUAUCUAUCUAUCUAUCUAUCUAUCUAUCUAUCAGGGUUUGCAUAUUCUAUGAUACUAAUUUUUUCUAUCAGUCACCAAGAAGGUGGUGGCAAGCCUAAACUCGCCUGCCAAAUCAAUGUAACCUUAUCUUCAGGGCAUAGCUUUACCGUGGAGUUUUGUAUAUGGUGGGAAUAUGGUGGAGAGUGGUCUGAGCGCCUGUUUGAGUUGAGAAUCAAAUGUUUCCGUGGCUGCCAAAAGAUUGUGAGUUUUUUCCACAGUAAUCCUCAUAUGAGAAUUUCCCAACUGUAGAUUGUACUUUUCUGAUAUGAAUGUAUUUUAAGGCCACAGUGUCAGUGGCCUCUCUGGAAUACGAUAAAACAGCUUUUGCUUGCUAAAAAAAAAAAAGGCAGGAUAAGGAAAAGUGUUGAUGCCAAAUAAUGUUCAAAGCCAAGAUAAUAAUGAGAUGUAUGAGAUAUUGUAAGCAGUAUAAAGUAUUAUUUAUUCAGCAGAACAGUAUUUGUCAUGUGACAGUGUAAGGUCUAACCUAAAACAGGGACUGUACUUACUUUUUGCACACUCUUUUGUCAUUCAUGUGGAUUGUAUUAUUAAAUGAAGAAUAAAAAAAUUGUAAU